CCACGGUGCGGAGAAAAUUCUUGCUUUGCUCUUAACUUUUGCCGGGAACCGGCUCCGGGCAGGGGACCCUGGGGCGCGCGCCUCCGUCUGUGCGGCCGCCCCGCCCCCCGCGCGCGGAAAGCCCCAGUGGCUCCUCCCACCCCCGAGGGGCUUUCUCCUGCCUCCUGUGACUUUAGUCUUCCAGCGCACGCUCGUUUCUGCCGGGCUGGUGCGCGCCGAGCACUGCUCUGCUGGGGCCGCAGGGGACAAGGGGCGGUGACCUCGGUGCGCGCCCGGCGUCCCCGUCUCCCGGCCUGCGCCCGGCCCCCGGCCCGCGUCCCGGCCGCCAGCAUGGUGUUGCUGGCCGGGCCCGGGCCGGAGGGCGGCGGGGCGCGCUGCGUGUCUCCGCAGCCGCCGUCGCCCCCGCGGGACGCAGAGGUCGGGGAGGACCCUGCUGACUACGAGGAGUACGAGGACUUCUCCCGUCUUCCCGACACCCGCAGCAUCGCUUCAGACGACUCCUUCUACCCUCCUGGAGGCGAGGAGGAGUACGGCGCCGAGAGCGCAGAAAGCGUCCCGGAGGGCGUCCCGGAGGCGGCGACCCUCCUCCGCGCCGCCUGCGCCAACGACGUGGGGCUGCUGAAGGCGCUGGUGCGGCGGGGACCGAGCGCCGAGGAGGUGCAGGAGACAGACCGCAACGGCCGGACCGGCCUUAUUGUCGCCUGCUACCACGGCUUUGUGGAUACCGUGGUGGUCUUAGCAGAGUGCCCCCACGUUGACGUCAACUGGCAGGACAGCGAGGGGAACACGGCCCUAAUCACGGCUGCGCAGGCAGGGCACGCCACCAUCACCAACUACUUGUUGAACUAUUUCCCUGGUCUGGACCUUGAAAGGAGGAAUGCGUGGGGCUUCACGGCCCUGAUGAAAGCUGCCAUGCAGGGCCGCACAGAGUGCAUCCGAGCCCUGAUGCUAGCAGGAGCAGAUGUCCAUGCCAGGGACUCCCGCCGCGGGAUGUCACCCCAGGAGUGGGCUGCUUACACGGGACGUUUUGAGGCGGUUCGCCUCAUCCAGAGGCUGCUGGACCGACCCUGCCCGGAGCAGUUUGGGGAAAAGUAUAAGCCAGAGCUGCCGCUGGCCUCCGAGGCAGCUCUGAAGUCCGCGGGCUCCAAAAACUGCCUGCAGAGGCUCACCGAAUUUGUGCGGUCCACGCUGACCUCCCGCUCGCGCCAGAGCCUGGAGGAUGGAGGGGUCAUGGACCACAUGGUCAGGAUGACCACGAGCCUCUACAGCCCCGCCGUGGCCAUCGCCUGCCAGACCGUCUGCCCCGAGAACCCGCCUUGUGUGGGGAAAAGGCGGCUGGCAGUGCAGGAAAUCCUUCAGGCUCAGGGGGACCCGGACACGCGUGCCCAGAAGGACGAGGUGGAGGGCACCGAGCAGCAAUUCCGGACCUCCCCGGCACUGGGGGUCUCCAGAGAGGGGACCCCGAAAGCCAGCCUCCCGUCUCUCCAGCUGCGAAGUGCCCCGCGGAAGGCCAGCCUCUUGCCCCUGCAGCUGUUGAGGCGGAGCAGCGUGCGGCCGGGCGUGGUCAUCCCCAGGGUGCGCAUCAGCAAGGCGCCCGCGCCCACCUUCCAGCCGGAGCGGCCUGCCGCGAAGGGCAGCACCAAGGACAGCGCCCACCUGCAGCUGCCCAAGUGGCGGUACAAGGAGAUCAAGGAGGAAAAGAGGAAGGCGGAAGAGGCGGAGAAGCAGCGGCUGGCAGAGGCGCAGAAGCAAAGGCGGGCCCCGCGCUGGAGGAAAAGGACGUGAGGGGGUCCGCCGCCCAGAAGGCGUGUCCGCAGCGGGGGAGCCGGAUGCCGAGCCUGGGAGGGACGCGCUGCGCCCCGGGUCCCGGAGAGAUGGCGGGAAAGCUGCGCGUGCUCCGCGCCAAGAAGCAUGCGCCUUCCUCCAGCCCUCGCCCCCUUCCGCGCCGCACAUCCCCGCGCCGAUAGGCCUCUGCGGGGGCCCAGAAAGCGGUGCAUGUUUGUUCAGGCUGCACCCAAGAGUGAAUUGGGCAUAGCACAAAUCAAUUUGCCUAAAACCAGUUCUCCUAGCAAUCAAUGCACCUAGUAGGCAAUUUGCCGAAAACGCUACCUUUAGAACCUCAACCUCAAAUUCUUAAGACCAAUUUAUCGAAGGGCAUUUUGUGUAUAAUUUUGUAUUUUUAAUCAUGAUCAAAUUUGCAGCAUUUUAUGGGGGAUGGGGCUCUUUGUAUUUAAGACGGUUUUAAUACAUUUGUCUGAAGACCCUUUGUUUAAAAUACUGUUUCUAGCAAUAAUUAUUUGUGAUAUCUCUGAUUUCAUACAGAAUUUGUGGACUUCUCCCCCUUUUUGCUGUUUAUUUUGGAUUUUGCCUUUCCUUCUCAACGUGGGUGCACGUGAGCACUGUAUGAUCUUAAUAAUUUGAUGAAGUGAUGCCGAACGUUACUAUUCGAUGGAGGCAUUUACUUUUACAGGAAAAUGAUCAAGACAGAGAGAUCAUAUUUUCUUGCAUCUUAUUUCUUAAUCUCUCUUAUCCAAUAAUAAUAACGAAGAAAAACCUCUUGUCGAAGUAUGACAUGGUGCCUAAAGAAGCAUGUACUUAUUGCUAGAACUAAACCCGUUUUAAGCAAGGGAUUUUAGAUAAACUGGAUACAGUGUCUUUAACAUGUUCAAAAAUAGAUAUGAGAAAAAAUUAUUUAAUAAAAUAGGGGCAAAUCUAAUCAAUUAUUACUAGAAAUACAAAAUUAAGUCAUAUGUGCUCUUAGAUAAAUUGAAUUCAUAAAUACUUAAAAUGGAAAAAAGAUGCAAAAAGAAUAAGAAGCCCAGAACUAUGCAAACUACGAAAUGGGGCGGGGGGUAAUUUUUAGAGGAACAGGGAUUAGAAUUGAAUAUUAAACUUGUUUUAGGCAAAUUCUCCUGAAGGGGGCUGGGCAGCUUCCUCCUCCAGGCUCAAUUCCAAAGAUUUCCUGCUCUGGAAUUACUUUUAUUUUUUCCCUGGAUGACUGCCGCUGAUGUUCAGUUCAUCCUCAUGUGGACUUUGUGGAAUUUCCAACAUGUGGGUCUUUGGCAAAGAACGCAUGGAAUUUGCCCUGGGCCCCAAGCUCUCCGCGGGAGUUUUCUGUCGGUACUCUUUUGUCUCCAGAGCACUGAGAAAUUCGAACGAAUCUCUGGCCAUCUGGGUUGCAGAGUAUCUGUCACAUAUGCACUACUGACAGCACUUUAUUUAAAUAUUAUCCUACUUGGAAGCCAUAGAUUUAGAAUAUUAGAGACUGAUUUGGAAGCUCUUUAUUAUAACCCUGGAUUCUCAGGUCGUAUCGUGCUCCCUGGCUGUGUCGUGAUGGGUGGCCCACUGUCUCAUGAUGUGGGUGGGGGUGGCGCUCACUUCUCCCUCUUUCCCCCCACUGGCACCAUCAGGCAUUGAGCAAUCAGGACUCACACUCACUCUCCAGAAACCUCAAUACAUAAGCCGUCAGCUGCACCUGGACUGAUGGGAGAUAGCUGUGAUGAUAAUGCAGCUUUGAAAGCCAGACUUCAGUGAGUUCCUCCCCCAUCCCAGGAAGGCACCAGAGUGGCACAGAGGUGUGGGCCCACCUGGAGCAUCACUGAUGCUAGCGGGCUGUGAGCCAUCCUGUGCGGAAGAGUUGGUGUUGGCCACGCCCCCUUGCAUGAGCUGAAGGCUGCUGCCCGAGGUGGAGAGAGACACCCCUCAUCUCCCUGACCGUCCAAUCGGGCAUCCUUUGAGAUCAUUUUCUGUGUUUAUGUAUUUUAUUGCUUUGGAUGGCUGGCUGUGUUUUCUCACUGAGGGGUCACCCCCUGCUCCUCUCCUCCAGUGUCAUUUGGGGGCAGGGGCACUGAUGGGCAGUGACCCCCUUCUGCUCUCCAUGUGGCCCUCAACUUUGCCACCACAUGCAUUCCCUGCCAUCCCCUUCACCUCCUCUCUUCUUCCUCGCUUGCCUUUUCUUCCUUUGUCUGUUUUCUUCUUAGAUUUGGCUAAAUGCCUUGAUCCUCUCUGCCACGACUAUGCUGAGGUCUAAAAAGAGCAGGAAAGCAAGGACAUCAUGAGAGGCGAUGUGGCAUCUCUGCUGGAUUGUCAUGUCAUGACCUCCAAGCGCCAAAGUGUGAACGAACGGCAGGUUUCGCCAGCUUCUGUGCAGGUGGCUUAGAAUUUUGGCACAGCCCCCUCCCCCCCCCACCUUCUUUUUGGAGGGAGGGAGACCUAGUUUGCUCUCCUGACAGAUGACAGCACUGCCCUGAUCUUCAGAACCGGAGGAUCUGGUGUCUGCUAGUACCCCUGAUGUUUAUUAACUGUAAAUAGUGAAUUUCAAGUUGACAGGUACCUUCUCAGGGAUUUAUAUAUAAAUAUAGUUAGAGGAAAAGUUGAAGUAUAUUUUAAUACUUUUUAGUGUUUGAGUGAAUUACGAUUAAACUAGACAGAAGAAAUGUUUCUAAGACAAUGUCAGUGCUGCUGUUUUCCAGGGAGAUGCCCGGGAAUCCCCGCUCAGCUGAGCUUUCCUGGUUAUUGGAAACCUGGGACUCUGGCAGCUGAAAUGGCUUUGGGGUGGGUGUGAAGUCACUUCACAGCCUCUCAGUUGCCUCUUGUGGAUGUGAACUCUUGUAUUUAAAGAAAAUUCAAUUUCUAUGUAAGUAGUGGCGGCUGUGAUGACACAGAUGGGCCAUCUGUGGCCUUUACCUCUAGAACCGGCUACUCCUGGUCUGAUACUGGGGUGUGUGGUGUGAGACUGAUGCAGUUUUUUCUGCUAGCUCAUGUGAGUGUUCCAUGGCCAGCCCAGUGCUAAGCUCACUGCCACAAGGGGGAGGGAGAAGCUGGGAGCAGUCCGUCUGGAAUGACCUUGGCGUUCAGAGGCCAUACACUUCUCAUGUCUUUGGUACAGUAGAGAAAGGCAGCACAUGACAUUAUGGACCUUUACUUUUUCUGAAGCUCCUCCCAACAGGCUGCUGCCAGGAGUAGAUACCUCAGGAAUAUGAAGAUGGGAAAUUGCAAUACCUUCGUCACCGCAACUUUGGGCACUCCUGAGACUUGAGGCUCAUUCUUCGGAGAAGGAUAGAGAGAUUUCACCAUGUCAGUUGGAAAAUGGCACUUGUGGGUGCAGAGGAGCCAUUCCAGGCUGCCUCACCCACUUUCUUCUGUUGUCAGUGGGUGACCAGGUCUCUGGAAGUCCAGCCUCUGAGUGGAGACGAGGCUGUUUUCUGUAAAACUGAAUUCUCUGAGGUGGGCCAGACCCUGGUCCUGAGAUAGAUGCAAAGCCUGCUGUCCCCAAGGAAGAAACAUGGGUACCAAGUCAUUAUGAAGAAAAGCAUCCCUGAGAGGUAAAUAAUGAGCCACGACUGAGAAGUGGGUGUGAUUUGUCUCUUGCAGCCUCUGGAAGGAGCACUGUAUUUUUCUCCCUAGUCCACACUACACUAAGAGAGGAGCCCAUCUUUUCAUAAUUUACCUGUUUGCUCUGCCAAGUGAGUUAUAGCCCUGAUGCAAGUCAGGUGUUAGUCUUUCCCCUGGCUUCACCUGGAGAUUCAUGCUUGCUCAUUUUCCAUUCUAAUGCAGUGCGGUUAUUCCCUGUAGAGUUAUGAUUUCUCAUGAACUAGCGUAAGCUCCUAGUCACAAUCAGUCUUUUGUAUGGUAAAGUACUAGCACUUUUUCUUUUUUACAGUAUUUGGGGAAAUUCUAACAUGCUACCCACAUAUUCGCUUGUGACCCUUUUUGUCCCAUUGUGGGUAACUUUGGAUUCUGCACCAAAGGCUGUGUUCAGGGUCCUGUUCCUGUGUGCCUGGUCCUUGGUGCCCAUGGCUGCAGGCUCAGGCUCGCCCCCCUCAGCCGGGCAACUGCCUGGAGGACCAGGGUCUUCUAGGGAAGAAAAGGCAGAAGAUCGAUCACAACCGAUCCUUGUGAAACAACAAAGUCACAUUCAAGACAACUGAAACUGGGUAACCAAUCGUUGCAGCGGAGUGCAAAGAACUUACAACCAAAACGGUUCUUCCUAAAACGCUGACUGCUGACUUGGUAAUUUCACACCUCUCGAUGCGUUUGGAACUUGUUUCAUACGUCUGUAUAACUCUUGAGUCAGCUACUCAUUUCUGUGCCCUUGAAUUCACAUGUUUCUUCAUUAACAUUUAAAAUAAGUAGCUAAAAAACAAAAUAAAUUUCUCUGGAGGUUGUUUUUUUGAAAGAAAAAAAAACCCCACCACUACUUGGAUGGAUUUAACUAAUUUUUGAGGGACUCAGUUGAAUGCCAGCUCUGCGUACAUAAUUUCUGCACUCUGACCCAGCCUGGAAAAAGACUGAUGUGAAAGCUGUGGUCCUGCAGUGCUCUGACAGCCCUCAGCAGCAAGCUGGGCCAACGUGGACAGUGUGUGAUAAGGUGUGAGUCAGCACACACACAUGUGCAUGCACACACACACAAAUGAACUGAAAGGAGACCAGGCUUUGUGCUCACAAUGGUGACUGCAGCUGUGGCUUUGCUGUGGCUCCCAGGGAAUGUCAGGUGUGACCUGCUUUGAUGGUGUGUUUUCUGGAGGACUGGACAGCCCAAGACCCACUGGGAGUACUCUGUCCAGUGUGACAUGUCACUCAGCUAGCGUGUCAUAACCCAGGUCACCUUACUGAAUGGUAGUGUUGGCCCAGGCGCUCCUAUAGGAGCUCCUCAGCGAGCUCCUACAGCUGGAUCUGUGUCAUCUCUCUGCCUUUGAUGUGCAUCCUUGGCAUGGAGUGGCCCAAACCUGGAGAGGACUCUCUGCUUGGGGACUCCACCUUGGCCACAGGGUCGGGGCUGAAUCUCCUGAAGUUUGGCACCGAGUUAACCAUAGAAUCAAGAUCUUACCCUGAGGAAGUGCUGGGAUUUUCCCGAACCUGCCUAAGUAGAACAUACUCUAAUUAAGCUAAGCAAACACAGUUUGGUUUUGGGGAGAAAUCGUUUCAUCAAAAUGUGACACCUUUAUAUUGUUUUUAAAUAAAAAUAUAGGAGAGAGAAAAAUGAAGCUGGCCUUCCCAGGUAGAGCAGUGGCCUGUGUUGACCUGACGCUUUAUGAAGUUUUGGGAUGUCAUAUUGAAGCACUUUAACACUAGUUUUUGAGCAGAAGCUCUAGAAGCUGGUUUGGAACUGCACAGUCAUGUAGAACUUGAUAAAAACCAUGAAAGAUGCUGUAAACUUGGAAAUGUUACCAGCAACCCUUUGAGCCUUUGGGACAUCCUAAGGAAUUUGAAUCAUAUAUCCCAUUCAAAUGAACGGAAAAAGCUAAUCUCAUUGAAAUUCUCUUCAUUCAAAUCAUUCUGCCUGGCAUUUAUUGAGCGUCCAAGGAUGUGUGUUAACAGUGGGGACUUUAUGGUGAUCUAAGAGUUGCACAGAUUUCUGCACAGGGAGCCAGGUUUCAAAUUAUGUCAUCUUGGUAUAAGCUCUGUUUUCUGAAUGUAAAGCUAUUUUCAUUGUCAUUUCUAAAAAUCCGGUAGGUUUCUAGAUAUUGUAAAAAUGUUGAAUACAGAUAUAAUUGUGUAAAUUUCAUACUGUUUUAUUUUGAGGUGAGAGUUUUGUUACAGUUUAUAAAAGACAUUUUCCUAUUUAGACCUCAGGGCUAUUUUGGGACCUCCAAAUAAAGGUGACCCCCAGCAGCAUCAAUUCUUGAUAUGCAAAAGGUUAAUCUUUAAGUUAAAUAUGAUAAAUUAUUCAGCAGAAACAAUGUGUCUUUCCCUUUUAAGUUCUGACAAAUUCUGUAAUGUUUAAAAAGUAUAGAAAAAAAGGUGUGGUAAUGUAAAAAUGUGGGGAAAUUGUGGCUAAAUAAUUAAAAAUCACUCAUGAAAUAAACAUUCUUAUGGUACAAUA
Messenger RNA from Equus quagga, 7825 nucleotides. It is a transcript of the gene ANKRD33B, whose product is annotated as ankyrin repeat domain 33B. The transcript has 4 exons. The record is from RefSeq and is a predicted model, not a curated record. Gene Ontology annotation, molecular function: protein binding. NCBI's taxonomy places the organism in Eukaryota, Metazoa, Chordata, Mammalia, Perissodactyla, Equidae. The coding region runs from base 331 to 1785 and encodes 484 amino acids.